AUGUCGGGUCAGGGAGACCAGCUGGACAAAAUGUCCACUUUGCUGGCAGAAGUGGCUGCUCAGCUAGAACAAGUGAAGCUGCAAGGAGCACGGUGUGAAGAGCAGCAUCAAGACCUUACUGAACGCAUGAGUCAGUUGGAAGCCCGCAUGGAUGCCCCACAGUCUUCGGCUGCUGUGCUAAUUCCGACUCAGCUGCAGCCACAGUCCUUCACAGUUCCGCUAGCCCAGGGGGUAGACCUCAACGCCCCGGCAACAGUCGGGCAGUGCAUGGAGUUAGUGCAGAUGGCGAUGCAGCAGAAGGUCGCCCCAGCUCUCGGAGCAGUAUACUCGUCCCUGUCCACCUCACAGGUGAGGACGAACGAGCGAGUGGGCAACUUGGAGCAGCAGGUCCGGGCCCUUCGCAUCCGCACCGCAUGGGCUGAGAAGGACAUGCUCUUUUCACAGAUCGAGCAGGCCAAGCGCACCAUCGUAUGCCGAAAUUUCCCUACCUGGCAGACGGAGGCGGACCGCCGCCUCACAGUGGAAAAGGCCCUUGCGAAAGCUGGGCUGUGGAAUAUCGAUGGCAUGUGGGACCUGGCCACAACUCGGCUGGAUACGGGCACGCCCGGUAAGCCGGAGCUCUCUGCCACGUCCAUCCUCACAGUCCCUUCCCUCACGGUCCGGAAGAGGAUCCUGGAGGUAUCGGACAGGGUGUACCCUUGGUACUUCCACCAGGAAAAGCCUGGGACAGGGGAAGAACCCAAGGAGCCCGAAGAUGCACAGGACGGCUCCGAAGGAACGGCCGAGAAGACCCCGGCGGAAUCCUCACAGGCAGCCGGGUCAAAAGAGCCAGCCAAGACCUAUGAGUACAAGGGCGGCGGUCCUGUAAAGCUCUCCCCUGGAGUCACACAGUUUGAACGCAGGCUUGCUUCGCCGCUCCAGGGACUCAUGAACGCUUACAGGGCGGCCUUCAGCAAGUUCACCAAAGAGCCACUGGUUCCGAGGUGGAAGACGCUGGCCCUGGUUGACUCCAAAGAGGCUUGGCUGGGCCGUAUCGUGUACCGCCGCGGGGGUCCUUCACAGACGACCUCCACAGGUACCCUCACAGACUGGGAGUGCGAGAUCCACAUCCCAGAGGAGCAUGCCACAAAGCUCUUGGAGACCUGGCGAAGCAUCUGGUAUGACCAAUUGCGACAGCAGGUCAACCAGACAACGUUCCUGACCAAGGCCAUUCCGGAGUACAACGAGGGCGAGGAUGAAGGUCUCGACCACUGGAUCGCCCGGCCUUCGGUCCACCGAGUCGACGUGGCCUCCCAAAUGAAGCGCACUCACAGCGAUGCAGUCUCAGCGGUCAGUGGCAUCAGCCCGAGCACCGCGAUGCCUCCUCCACAGCCGACCAAGGCCAGGCCGAGUUACUACCCGUUCAGCUCACAGGCCGAGCUGGAGACAGCGGUUGAGGAGGCAAAGAUCGCCCACAUCAACCACGGUGGGGUCCCAACCGACUACCCACAGGAGGCCUGGGAGUCCUGGUGCAUCAAGCGUUGCUCUGAGAGUUGUUCUAGUGUGCCUUUCGGCGACGAAGUCACAAACAGCACGGCAGCGGCGAGCACGCCGCCGCAUCACCACCAGAUCUCGCAGCAGGAGCCUGCCCCACCCGAGGCCGAAGCGGAGGAUGCCUCCCCCCAGCCUUCACAGUCGAACACCGACCAGCAGAGGCUGGACCAGCAAUGGCAAUCGAUCAAGGACAAGCACUUUGUGCUGACCUGGGGCGGUGGAGUCUCGCCUGUGGUUGAAUCCAAGGUCUGGAAUCCAGCGAACGGGACACCGUGGAGGACUCACCGUUCAAGCAGAGGAACCCGAAGGGGCCCGUCGCUUUUGUCUUCGGCGGGAAUUCCAGGGGCCAACUGA
This is a messenger RNA of Symbiodinium sp. CCMP2592, 1887 nucleotides long. NCBI's taxonomy places the organism in Eukaryota, Dinophyceae, Suessiales, Symbiodiniaceae. The record is from the annotation of a GenBank genome assembly.